GUUUUUACAACCACAAAGUGAAAUACUUUAAAUACUCACCAUGUAUGACUGAAUUUUGUUUACACUCUGUUCACAGGUUGUCUUUACUCAGUUGUGGCAGUCGCAGCCGUACUGUUCGCAGAAUACUGAUUGCUUGUGUAAUAUCUUUCCUGGCUCUGCUUUCUGCUGUGACCAUGGACUUCAACUCAUCUUUGGCUCAAUGGCAAGCCACUGAAGCUUCACUUAAAAAGCUAACGUCCUGUAGAACAAAUGUCACUCUCAGACUUAUUAUGGAGCUCCAAACAUUAAGAAACCUCAGUUCAACAAGAGAGAAAACAGUUCAUAAUAUCAAUAAAGAGCAGAUCCUGAACUCCUGGUCCUUGAUAAUGUUCACAGUUAACCAUUGUUGUACUAGUACUGAUAUGGACAGUUUGGGCCAACCAUGUGGUGUUGAGUUACAUGAGUUUUGUGAGCAUCUUCAAUCCAACCUCUCAGAGUUUCUCAAUACUACAGGGAGAGGUGAGUUAAUGGAUGCUAAUGGCACCACAUUUUUUACUCUUGCAAUUCAGAAUAUAUUAAACAUGUGGGGCAUUAAAGAUGUUGACAUCGGUAUCCUCAAGCACAACCCAGAGUGGACAGAUGUCCUUGCUCUGAAACUGCUCUUAACAGUCCAUGAGUUGAACUAUCGGUUGAUAACAGGUGAAAAGAAGGAAGAUAUUCAGGAUGAAAUAUGGCAUGCAACAACAAUCAUGUCAGUCAUAAAAGACAUGUCUGAAAACCUUCGUCACUGCUGGAUGGAAAACCCUAAUAUUGAGCUAAACUUGACUAAUAUAAAAAAUUUAAUCUACUCUACUGCCACAACUCAUGAAGGAUCCACAGAAUUGACAUUUGCCUUGGAGAACACUCUGAGAUGUUUUCAUUCUAGAGCUGGAUGGGCUCUGAAACUGAAAUCCAGAGACAUCUCUUCCAACAUCAGUCUGAAGAUCUGCCUGCUUGCCAUUGCCUGUCUCAUUUAUCCCAUAGUGCUGCUCUCCUUCAAGCAAAUGACGGAAUGGAUCCAGGAUUACGCUCAGACCCUCAGGGAGAAGACAGAAGCCCUGAAGAGAGAAAGAUGUCUGGCAGAAGAUCUUCUUCAUCAGAUGUUGCCCAAAACUGUGGCCAAGCAGCUACGCCAAAACAAACACGUGGAGGCUGAGAGUUAUGAGAAGGUGACUAUUUUCUUCUCUGACAUUGUGGGUUUUACUACUAUAUCAGCCUCCUGUACUCCAUUACAAGUUGUUGAGAUGCUAAAUAACCUCUACAUGUGCUUCGACACACGCAUUGACUCCUAUGAUGUCUACAAGGUGGAGACUAUAGGAGAUGCAUACAUGGUGGUCAGUGGACUGCCGGAGAAAAACGAAGAUAAACAUGCUGAUGAGAUCGCUAAAAUGUCUCUGGAUCUAGUGGCUGCAGUCAGACAGGUGUCAAUACCCCACAUGCCAAACAAACGCCUUCAACUCAGAGCCGGCAUACACACAGGCCCUUGUGUAGCUGGCAUUGUUGGUUACAAGAUGCCCCGGUACUGCUUGUUUGGGGACACAGUCAACACGGCCUCUCGGAUGGAAUCUACAAGUCUGCCACAAAAGAUUCAUGCAAGCUCUGCUACAUACCUGGCACUCAUGAAGGACAAUGCAUAUGAACUGCAGUUGCGGGGUGAGAUUGAAGUAAAGGGAAAAGGAAAAAUGAACACCUAUUGGUUGAUUGGUCACAAGAACUACAGUGUUCAGAAUGAUAGUUUGGUGUGCCACUGGAACCCCAAUAUCUCAAGAAAGAAAAAGACCCCUGUGGGGAGCAACGUGUCCAUAGAGAAUGUGGAGAACUGCGGCAGCAGCUUUGGCACGUUAGGAUCGAUGGUGGGAGCACUGCAGGAGACGGAGGAACGUCCACCCGAACAACACAACGAUAAAAGCUCUCUGCUUCCUGGUGCAGUGUCUCACAGCUGAUCUGCACAUUCCAGAAUAAUUUAAUAAUGUGCACUGGAUGAUUUUAGUGUUUUUUGUGUGAAGAUGAAUCUGCUAUGUGGGCCUUUACUAUAUAUUUCAUAUACACAUUAAUGUUUUAAUACAUCAUCAUCAUCAAAAAUAAAUAAAUAAGGAAAUUAUUAAAAUA
Messenger RNA from Pimephales promelas (fathead minnow), 2127 nucleotides. RefSeq lists its product as uncharacterized. Gene Ontology annotation, molecular function: peptide receptor activity; adenylate cyclase activity; guanylate cyclase activity. The record is from RefSeq and is a predicted model, not a curated record. Gene Ontology annotation, biological process: intracellular signal transduction; cGMP biosynthetic process; receptor guanylyl cyclase signaling pathway. Gene Ontology annotation, cellular component: plasma membrane. NCBI's taxonomy places the organism in Eukaryota, Metazoa, Chordata, Actinopteri, Cypriniformes, Leuciscidae.